AUGGUGACGGAUGACAUUCUGAUGUUUAGAAAAAUCAAGAAAAUGCAAAAGUUUUUUGGUUUACAUGUGACAGGAAAACUGGACUAUUCAACCCUAUCAAUAAUGAAGAAACCACGCUGUGGCAUGCCAGAUAUAGCCAAUUAUCAUCUCUUUCCUGGAGAACCCAAGUGGCCUAAGAAUACUCUAACAUACAGAGUCACAAAAUACACUCCCGCCAUGAGUAAAAUAGAAGUGGAUCGAGCCAUAGACAUGGGCCUGAAAGCCUGGAGUGAUGCCGCACCUUUAAACUUUGUCAAAAUAAAUCAAGGGGAAGCAGAUAUCAUGAUUUCAUUUGAAUCUGGAGAUCAUGGAGACUCAUAUCCAUUUGAUGGACCUCGAGGAACUUUGGCCCAUGCUUUUGCACCAGGUGAAGGUCUUGGAGGGGAUACUCAUUUUGACAAUGCUGAAAUAUGGACAUCGGGUGCAAAUGGAUUUAAUCUAUUCACAGUGGCUGCUCAUGAAUUUGGCCAUGCAUUGGGGCUUGGCCAUUCCAGUGAUUCAUCAGCUCUGAUGUAUCCUACAUACAAAUAUCAACAUCCCAUUGGUUUUCGCCUGCCCAAAGAUGAUGUGAAAGGAAUACAAGCAUUGUAUGGAAACAAAAAUUCUGGACAAGAAAAGUCUGCAUUACCUCCACCACCUAAGCCAGAUCACUGUGACCCCAACAUGUCAUUUGAUGCCGUGACAGUUUUAGGAAAUGAACUUUUAUUCUUUAAAGAAAGGUCAUUCUGGAGAAGACAGGCUCAACUUGUCAGUACAAGACCAAAUCCCAUUGCAAGCUCCUUCCCGCAACUCAUGUCCAAUGUGGAUGCUGCUUAUGAGGUGGCAGAAAAAGGAACUGCAUAUUUCUUUAAAGGACCCCAUUACUGGACAACAAGAGGUCUCCAGAUGCUAGGACCUCCCCAGUUUAUCUAUGACUAUGGAUUUCCCAGUACUGUGCAGAAAAUAGAUGCUGCUGUCCACUUGAAGAACAACAAGAAAACACUCUUCUUUGUUGGAGAAGAUUUUUACAGUUAUGAUGAAGCAAACCAGGUCAUGGAAAAAGAUUACCCCAAAAGCAUUGAUGAUGAGUUUUCCGGGUAG
Staurois parvus is the source of this 1119-nucleotide messenger RNA. Lineage: Eukaryota; Metazoa; Chordata; Amphibia; Anura; Ranidae. The record is from the annotation of a GenBank genome assembly.